UCAACUAUACGCUUCUCGACGCUUGUCUUUUUCCAGCGUUCUCUAUUCAAGCCUAUUCAAGGCAACCCCCCCUCCACAUUUUCUCAUCUUCUUAGCCAGUCCCUGCUUUUCAGUCAUCAGCACAGAUCACUUUCUGUUUCUCCAUUCUACUUUUAACUCUCUGUCCAGUGGUGUGCUCUGAACCUCCAACCCCUUUUUAUUUAUUUUCUUCCUGUCUGAUGGAGUAACGGGUUCUUUCAGCAUCUGCACUCUGGUUCUCCGCCUUGCAUCCCCUCUCAUGGGCAUCCGUGCAUCUUGCAGACCAGAGGCUCAGGGUCGUGGUGGCGGUCCUCAGCAGGGUCAGGCAGACUCUCCACUUCCAGAGCAGGAUGAGGAGAUCCUGGGCUCCGAUGACGAUGAGCAGGAGGAUCCAAAUGACUAUUGCAGGGGUGGAUAUCACCAUGUCAAGAUAGGAGAUUUAUUCAAUGGGCGAUACCAUGUGAUCCGUAAACUCGGCUGGGGGCACUUCUCCACUGUGUGGCUGGCCUGGGACAUCCAGGAGAAGCGUUUUGUGGCCAUGAAAGUAGUAAAAAGUGCUGAACAUUACACAGAGACGGCUCUAGAUGAAAUCAAGCUGCUCAGAUCCGUGAGGAACACAGAUCCCAGAGACCCCAGUAGAGAGAGAGUGGUGCAGCUGCUUGACGACUUCAAAAUUUCUGGCAUGAAUGGAACCCAUGUGUGUAUGGUUUUUGAGGUACUGGGCUACCACUUACUGAAGUGGAUUAUCAAGUCCAAUUAUCAAGGCCUACCCCUGCCCUGCGUUAAAAGCAUUAUACAACAGGUCCUCCAGGGUUUAGACUACCUCCACACCAAGUGUAAGAUCAUCCACACAGACAUCAAACCAGAGAACAUUCUGCUGACGGUCAACGAGCCCUACAUCAAGAAGAUGGCUGCUGAAGCCACACAGUGGCAGAAGUCCGGCGCUGCUCCUCCCUCCGGAUCUGCAGUGAGUACAGCCCCAGCACCCAAACCACUGGUCAAAAUGUCAAAGAACAAAAAGAAGAAGAUGAAGAAGAAGCAAAAGAAGCAGGCAGAAAUGUUGGAGAAGAGGAUCCAGGAGAUGGAGGGGGGAGCAAUGCCUGAUGGUGGAGAGGAAGAGGAUGACGAGGAGACAACAGAGACCACGGAAGAUACAGCUUCCUCAGCCAGCCUCUCCAUGUCGGCCACUCUUCAAGAUAUCACCAACCACACGAGCGCAGACUCGACUCCCGACGAGCAGCCCCAGCAGACGCCUCCGCUUGGUGAACAGAGACGGGAUGCAGGCAAGGAGGGGACCAGAAUGGAAGUCAACUGCAACGGCCUAGCUUCCUCGCCAAAGAGCAAGGCCAGUCCAGAGGCACAUGAGACCAAACAGCUUACAGAGGAACAGGAAGACCAGCAGAAUGCAAACCAAUCAGAAAACACAGAGACCCAAGAUGCAUUAUGUAACCAGGAGGAGCAUCCUGCCUGUGAUGCCCCACUCGGAGAGCCUGACCCUGCCCUGCAGCAACUCCCUGCAUCUCUCAACCCAGACAUCACCGUAGAGCGAAAGGAGGGGGAGAACGAUGAAAACAAGGCGGAGGGCAUUGAUGCUCCAGAGGAAACAAAAAUAGCGAUUGAAGAGGUCGACCAGAACAGCACAGCAGGAAGCAUGCUGAUAAACCCCCUUGAGCCUCUAAAUGCUGACAAGCUGCAGGUUAAGAUCGCUGACCUCGGCAAUGCCUGCUGGGUGCAUAAACAUUUCACAGAUGACAUCCAGACACGGCAGUACCGUUCACUUGAGGUGUUGAUUGGAUCUGGCUACAGCACUCCAGCAGACAUCUGGAGCACAGCCUGCAUGGCAUUCGAGCUUGCAACUGGAGAUUAUCUGUUUGAACCCCACUCUGGAGACGACUACUCCAGGGAUGAAGACCACAUAGCGCUGAUCAUCGAGCUGCUUGGUAAAGUUCCACGGAAGCUGAUCUUGGCGGGCAAAUACUCCAAGGAGUUUUUCACCAAGAAAGGUGACCUGCGUCACAUCACCAAGCUGAAGCCGUGGGGUCUGUUCGACGUCUUGAUGGAAAAGUACGAGUGGUCCAAAGAGGAAGCCAACACGUUCAGCAGCUUCCUUCUGCCCAUGCUAGACCUGGUGCCUGAAAGGAGGGCCACUGCGGCCCAAUGCCUCUCCCAUCCAUGGCUCACUUCCUAGAGGCUGCCCAUGCUUGAUGUCACACCCUCAUAUUGUGAAAGGAUCAAUUUAGUUUUAAAGCUCUGAACUUGAACGCGUACGGUAAACAUUCAUCGUGCCUGCACCAAAUUGUCAUGUCUCAGCCUUCCUGCAUACACCUAAAACGAUCGAGAGAGGAAGUGCUGCCAAGUCUUUCUCCUCUUAUAGAUCUCACCUUUUAUAGAAGGAGCGUUAGGUUCUCUUGUAUUUAUGGCUCAUCUUUAUGUGGCCUGCAUAGAAUCAAUCAAUCAAGUUCAUUUGUUUUCCUUACUGCAGAUGUCUCAACUGCUCAUUAUUCACUGUCCGAUUUAAAAUCAGUUUCUUUUUUUCUUUUACAAAAACAAGAAAGAAUACUAACAGAAAGAAAGCUUGGAAUAAAUGUAAGAAAUGUUAUCUCAGUUCACAGAGGAGCCAAAUUUGUCUGUCUCCCAGACUUUAUUUUUCCAGCUUUGAUGCAUUUGGUUUUAAACAGUGUUCUCAAACUUAAUUGCUUCAUAGUGCUAAUUGGAAUGAAGAGCUAAUAGUCACCUUUUUAAAAAGCACCGAUAAGUUGCAUUGAUCUUCAUAGACAAAUAGAUAUGUUUUGUACAUUUGUGCAGAGAAUGCACCAGGGUAGAAAGUUUACUUUCCAUGUAUCGUUCACCAAGGAGAUUCAUACAGUUGUGCUCUGGGAACCACGCCAUUAGUUCAGGUACCGUCUUGCUGAAAAUAGUGUUUUCUAGCUUCUGUAUUAUUUUGCAUUCUAUCAAUUAAGGCGUUUUGGUUCAACACGGUGUGAUCACAAAUCAGAUUCUCUCUUCUGACUGAAUAGUUGACGGAUAAAUUAAAAGAAUGCUGUUUCCUUUUUGGAGAGGCUUCAUCAUUUCCCACAUGAACGUUGAGCGUACAAAAAUGGUGUAACCAGGAGUCGGCAGUUUCUGAACAAGACGGUGAGCAGGAGCGCAAUCUAAAGGGCUUAAGAAAUACUACUUCAGUGGUUUUUGAACAAAGUUUCAAUCAUUAUCAGAUGAUCACCUUUGUUUGAAGUUCACAAGGUUUUCUGCUUCACAGGGACAUGCUGGUUUGGGGGAAAAAAAGAUUUUACUGAAUACAAAUAAUAACUGAAUCCCAUGCUUGCUUUUUCUAUGAGCUUAUGUCCAUGUCUUCCUUCUUUGUUUACUUCUUCCUGUACAUAAUAAGAAUAAACAUUUUUCAAAAUC
This is a messenger RNA of Cololabis saira (Pacific saury), 3423 nucleotides long. It is a transcript of the gene srpk1b, whose product is annotated as SRSF protein kinase 1b. Gene Ontology annotation, biological process: regulation of mRNA processing; spliceosomal complex assembly; protein phosphorylation. Lineage: Eukaryota; Metazoa; Chordata; Actinopteri; Beloniformes; Belonidae. Gene Ontology annotation, molecular function: ATP binding; protein kinase activity. The transcript is spliced from 15 exons. The coding region runs from base 278 to 2206 and encodes 642 amino acids. The record is from RefSeq and is a predicted model, not a curated record.